This is a messenger RNA of Linum trigynum, 369 nucleotides long. The record is from the annotation of a GenBank genome assembly. NCBI's taxonomy places the organism in Eukaryota, Viridiplantae, Streptophyta, Magnoliopsida, Malpighiales, Linaceae.
AUGGUCGUCUGGUCGCAGUGCCCCUUGCGCCGCUCGUGUUCCCGGCGACGAACCCGGCAGGGUGAUGGCCGGACCGCUGCUGACCUUGACGUUGGUCUCUUGUCCUCGGCGGUCGACCCAAGCGAUGGACGGCAAGGAGGCAAGAUCGCCUCCGUCCUCGCUCUUGGCUUCUUUGCCUCGAGCGCGCCUCCCGUCAACUCUGUCGUUCCUCUUUCCGGCGACGGGGGAGCAGCUGCAGUGGGCAUCGACGGGUCCAUUCUCCCAUUCAACGUCGCUCGCCCUAUGGUCGUCUUCAAUCUCAUGACUCGAUUUGCCGCAAGGGUCACCGUCUCCUCCCUCUUGGUCUCUGACGGAUAUCCUUAUCCCUAG